Arabidopsis lyrata subsp. lyrata is the source of this 2525-nucleotide messenger RNA. RefSeq names its product agamous-like MADS-box protein AGL97. The coding region runs from base 1096 to 1920 and encodes 274 amino acids. The transcript has a single exon. Gene Ontology annotation, biological process: positive regulation of transcription by RNA polymerase II. Lineage: Eukaryota; Viridiplantae; Streptophyta; Magnoliopsida; Brassicales; Brassicaceae. The record is from RefSeq and is a predicted model, not a curated record. Gene Ontology annotation, molecular function: cis-regulatory region sequence-specific DNA binding; protein dimerization activity; DNA-binding transcription factor activity, RNA polymerase II-specific.
CUAAGAAAUGAGAUUCACCACCUGACAUUUUGCUUUCAUCAGUCAAAAAAGGGAUUGUUACUAGCUUGAAAGUGAUCAAGAGUGAAUUGUGUCGUAAACAUUACCGGGAAAAUGAACAAGAUCUGGAUCUCCAACUGAGAAGUUGAACUUGUGUCUUUCCGGGUGAAAGAUAAGUGACUCACUCCCAUUACUCUCCAGCAUUAUAUAUUGAGGAACAUUAAUAAACGGUGGAUCAUUGACGGGUUCAACGAAAACCGGAACAUCCAGAUGAUUGAUCCCAUUCUUGUUCUUUGUGGACAGCCGAAGAGAAUCAACACCAGCAAAAUUCUCAUUUCUGAGGCAGGCAGAACCAAAGAAAACAAAGUUGAAAUUAGCAAAAUCUGAAACUCGCUUAUGAUGCCACAAAGAGUAUCUGUGGCUUCAUAUAUACCCGAGAUAUUGAAUCGACUGAAGUGCCGGAUUGAUAACUCCUAUUUGCUCUUCUUGAACCUAAACAGUAGCCAUUUCUUUCAAUGCAACACAACUGCAGGAUUAGGACAAAUUCCUCUGAGUACUAGCAAGAAGCUCCUAAUCUAUUGAUUAACAUUUAGGUUCAGGUACAUAGCGUAUUGCUGCCAAUUCCUUAAGUGAGUCAUAGUUGCUUGUAUGCAGGUGAGUUGAAUACUAGACAGAUAUUGCAACUUACUACGUCUAAUGAUCAAGACAUAUCUAAAACCUAGUCACAAAUAAGCCAAAGUUCGAGAUCAAACUUCAUAUGUGUCCCUCUAUAUGAGAGUGAAUAAACAAACAUAUACCCAAAUGUCCUAGAUAGAUUAUACAAUCAACUUGGAAAGAUGAAUAGUAAUCAAAAGUUUCAUACAUGUAAAGAAUUCCGAUGUGUAAUCCAUCACUUCUGCUAGCUUUUAGGUUGAAUACAUUUGAAGUUGGCAAAAGAAUCCAACUCUGAUAGUCUCAAAAACUUCACAAAACAAAACUGUAGUUGAAUCCUCCAACAGGAACUGGAACUGAAAGACCAGAUCAUCAUCACCUUGGAGGCACGAGGAGGAAAAUCAAAAUCAGAUUGAGAUAAAGAAAAUUACGAAGAAGACUUCUCUCAUGCCAAUUUGCACUAAACGCCGUGAAGGUCUCUAUAGCAAAGCCUCUCAGCUUUGUCUUCUUUCCGGUGCACAAAUAGCCAUCUUAGCGACUCCUCCUUCUUCUGAAUCCAACGUCUCCUUCUACUCUUUCGGUCACUCCUCCGUUGAUGGUGUUGUCUCUGCUUUUCUCUCGGAACAACGUCCUGUUUCGGCUCCUGUUCCGGAGGAUAACAAAGCGAUGAGGGAAGACGUUGGUAUCUGCUUAACUCGCAAGAAUCUAGGGUUAGGGUUUUGGUGGAAUAACGAGAGCCUUGCCAGAUCGGAGAAUCCUCAAGAGCUUAGUGAUGCGAUCGAUUCCAUGUGGGCGUUGUUGAGUAAUCUAAAGGAAUUGCGUGCAGAGGAAGCUUUUGUUAACAAUCACAAUGACUUGAAGAAGAAUGAGAAGAGCGAUCAAACCCUAAAUCUUCAGUCCACUUCCGCAAUUUGUUGCAUUCCUGAUGAUUCACCUGAAAAUUUCAACGAGAUUACUCAAGAGCCAGACCAAACCCAAAAUCUUCAGUCCAAUAAUUCUACAAUUUGUUGCUUCCCUGAUGAUCUCGUUGUACUCGAUGAUGAUUUACCUGAAAAUUUCAACGAGAUCACUGAAGAACAAGAUCAGAUUCUCUCGAUUUGUGAAAGCUUUUGUGUUACGGACAACAACAACAACAAGAAUGCCUUGCCUGAAGUAAGCUUGGAUUAUGAUCAAGACAUGGAUAUUGAUCAACUCAUUGAUUUCGAGACUAAUUUUGAAAGCUCGCUAGAUGAUUGGUUUUCGGACAACACUCAUCAGGAACUUCAGGCGUGACUAUGAGUAAAAAAAAAAGGCAUUUGUGUUGACAUUCUCACACUUCACCACCUUAACUCUCAGUUUCUCUCUGUUUUGUUUUGAGAAACAAGAACACGUUUAUGAACUUUUAAUGUCUACAUGAUAAUAUUGGAUCAAUGGAUAACAUUACACAACACCACACACUCAUACAUAUACUACUUUACUUCUACUUCUACUUUCUACAUACACAUACACACUUGCACUUGGACCUUACUCCUAGUUCUAGACUCUCUUACACAAGCAAGGUAGCCACCCUACACAUUGAAAUUGGAACACUAGUUCCUUGAUUCACUCUCUUCUUUUAGACUCUAACUAGGACUUAGACAAACUAAACAUACUUGGGCCUACUUCAUUUGCAGCCCAUUACAACCUUAUUACAAAACACAAAGCCCAACUCCUUUCUCAUGUUGACUUUGCAUCUGUCGUUGACCCUUGUCUCACGAGUCGUGAGUCACGACAUCUUCUUCUUCUUCUUCCUUCGUCUUCUUCGCUUGGCUUCUCUUUUCUCUUCAUCUUUUCCUUCUCAUGAAGCUUUUCUCUUUUGCAGGUUUAAUUAAAAGAUUCAAUUCCAACAAUUUGCCUUA